Messenger RNA from Actinia tenebrosa (Australian red waratah sea anemone), 568 nucleotides. RefSeq lists its product as uncharacterized. Gene Ontology annotation, molecular function: oligosaccharide binding. Lineage: Eukaryota; Metazoa; Cnidaria; Anthozoa; Actiniaria; Actiniidae. The record is from RefSeq and is a predicted model, not a curated record.
CGAUUGAGAUGAAAGAGUAUCCUACCAUUAGAUAACAUCGAGAAAUAUCCAGAGGAAAAGAAAUUCACUAGAAAGAAUGGAGAAGAUUUUUCUUUUAGUUUUUAUUCACAUGCUUGGGUUUUCGCACCAACUUCCACCUUAUGUUGAUCCAGACCGUUUAUCAAAGUCGGCCAAGUUUGUUCCUGAUCUUGACCAUAAGUUACAAGUCACCCCUUUGAAGACUUACAACGUAAAAGAUAUAUUUGAAUGUACACUAGAAUGCCUUGGACAAGAUGGGUGCCUUUCGAUAAACUUCGCAAAGAAUACAGUUGGAGGACUAAAGUUAUGUCAGCUACUUCCUAUCGACAAGAAAGAUUCUAUUGCAGACUUGGUAGCGAGUGCUGAUUUCCAUUAUUAUGACAGCGGAUUGGGUUUACCAAAACAUUGCGCCGAUGCCAAGAAACGCGACCCUUCUGUCAAAAGUGGAAACUAUCGGAUUAGGCUUCCAAACAGAGAGAUUGAAGUUUACUGCGACAUGGAAAACUUUGGUAAGUCACAAUGUCAAAUAUUGGUAGCGUGUAUAACUUAG